GCCCAUGUUGGGGCCCUUAUAUCUCUACCAGUGAUCCGGCCCUGCAGCAGUCUGUCUGGCUCUAGUCUGUUUCUGCAGGGUGCGCGCUAGUGUAGUUCCUGCGCGUGCACGUGCGCGUGCACCGUGUUCAGCCCUCUCCUCGAGCUGUGUACACACACACACACACACCCACCCAGCAGAGAUCCGGGAGGAGCUCCAGCAGACAGUACCCAGUAACCUGGAGGAGGAGCGGGUCGCUGCUGCUGCUGUCCCCGGAGCAGAGAGCACCUUCAGCGGAUCCAGCUCGCGUCUCUGGUCGGUUCUUACCGGAACAACAGCUGAUCACAGCUGAUCACAGCUGAUUACUGGACCAGUCGGAAGGAAACCCAAUGGCCUCCAAUGACUCCCGGCUGCAGCAGCAGCCGUCCCAGAAAGAUGCAGCCGACCAGAACUUUGACUACAUGUUCAAGCUGCUGAUCAUCGGCAACAGCAGCGUUGGGAAAACCUCCUUCCUGUUCCGCUACGCAGACGACUCCUUCACCUCCGCCUUCGUCAGCACGGUGGGCAUCGACUUCAAGGUCAAGACCGUCUUCCGUAACGACAAGAGGAUCAAGCUGCAGAUCUGGGAUACAGCAGGUCAGGAGCGGUACCGGACCAUCACCACGGCGUACUACAGAGGAGCGAUGGGCUUCCUGCUCAUGUAUGACAUCACUAACCAGGACUCCUUCAACGCCGUCCAGGACUGGGCGACUCAGAUCAAGACGUACUCGUGGGACAACGCUCAGGUGAUCCUGGUGGGGAACAAGUGUGACCUGGAGGACGACAGGCUGGUCCCCACAGAGGACGGACAGAGACUGGCCGAGGAGCUAGGGUUCCAGUUCUUCGAGGCCAGUGCGAAGGACAACAUCAACGUGAAGCAGGUGUUUGAGCGUCUGGUGGACGUGAUCUGUGACAAGAUGAACGAGAGCAUGGAGGGAGAGAUCCACCUCUCCUCCAACCACAAGAACCCGCUGAGAGACUCGCCAGCAGAGAGCACCGGGGGCUGUGGCUGCUGAGCACACACA
Centropristis striata (black sea bass) is the source of this 1043-nucleotide messenger RNA. It is a transcript of the gene rab3db, whose product is annotated as RAB3D, member RAS oncogene family, b. Gene Ontology annotation, cellular component: synaptic vesicle; plasma membrane; endosome. The transcript is spliced from 5 exons. The record is from RefSeq and is a predicted model, not a curated record. Gene Ontology annotation, molecular function: GTP binding; GTPase activity. The coding region runs from base 369 to 1034 and encodes 221 amino acids. Gene Ontology annotation, biological process: regulation of exocytosis; protein localization to plasma membrane; protein secretion. Lineage: Eukaryota; Metazoa; Chordata; Actinopteri; Perciformes; Serranidae.